AACUGUGGGUGUGUCUUGUAGUCUCUCAGUCUGAUCUCAGGUCAGAUCUCAGUUGGAGAAACACUGAGUGACUGAAUGAUCGCUGUGGAUUUACGGACAACACUUUCAUUUACUCGCUUUACAUCUUCAGCUGAAGGUUGUGUUGAAUAUUCAUCUCACUUCCUUUAAAUAUCAAAGACCUCACAGGAGAAACUCAUUCACAUCUAACAUCAUCUCAUCUAAAUAUGAAGACAAUCACGAGGGUUUUAACUCUGCUUCUGUUUAUCACAACAUCAGAUGCCAGUGCGGUCUGUGAACCGAAGGAUGUACAGGGAAAUAGCAAUGAUUGGAUCGUCCUGCAGGAAACGCCUCUGGGAUGCUGGACGGACUUCAUUAGCAAGGAAGGAGAACAAGUUCACAUUCUUAGCCUGUCUUUUCUACAGGAUAUGUCCAUGUUCACCCUGAAUAUAAGUGCAUUGAAUCGGUCUGUGCUGAUUCUCACUUCCACCUCUAAACAGAGCAUCACAAUCCUCAUCUCAAACAAUUCAGACGUCCAAAUCUAUGUAACAAAUGGAACUUCAAUCACAUUUUUCAAACCAAAAAAUGAUGGGAAACCUUUGGAGACACGAAAUGCCCCGUAUACAAGAGAGGAUUCUGAACUUCUGAAAUGGGCAAAUAAUUCAUUUGGAGGAGUCACGUCCUACACCACAGCACAAAAUCCCCAAAUCAUUACUUUUACAGGGAUUAAAGGAACAGGACUGCCCUCCAUUUGUGACCUGCAGCCGGAAGUACCAACACAUAAACCCUUAAUUGAUCUGAACGCCGUCAUGCCAACCAGCCAUCUGAAAUCCUGUUACAACAAACAAUCUGCAGAAGAUCUGCAUGUUAUCAAUAUUCCAGACAACGUCACGAUACGCCAUGUUUCCUUGAAAUUGUUGUCAGUAUCUAAAGUUGUCCUGAGAGGUCCACCAAACACCACAUGGGAAAUUCCAUCAGAUUAUUCAUUUCAAUACCUGACCAACAAUCCAGUGAUUUUCCAAGGACUCAAGUUGCCUUCGCGUAAUGAGCUUUCAGAUGAUGUGGAAGGUCUCAUGCAGAAGGUCUUUUCUCAUUUUAACACCACAUCUGUCAGCAGUUACACUGAGAUUCGUCUCAACACCUCUGCGGUUAAGCUGCGGAUCACCAGCAACAAGAGCACACCAGUUGUGACACCAGCAGAAGUGUCUGUCCCCACCUCAUCACCCACUUCUUCAAUAGUUCAUAUGGAGAUGCAGUUGUUCUCGUCUCCAGACUACAGAUCUCCUUUGGAUUCCAGCAGUAAAGUUCAAAGUGACAAGAGACUCUACGCUGAGAUUCAGAUAUUAAAUCAGAUGUUAGGACCUAUAUCCUUCACCAUCAGAGUCAGCAGAUGUUGGGCGCGAUCUGUAUCCGUGGUGAGGAACAUGCCCUAUAAAGAGGAGACGUGUCAUGGUAAAGACUGUCCCAAGAGACUCAGUUUCUCUUUAGAAGAUCUUCAGGAUCUGCCAUCAAGCUCGUGGGACAUCGAGUGCACCGCCAGAGUUUGUUAUGACCAGUUUUGUCUGAAUGAAACUCAGGUGAAGAGGAACCUACAGGUCAUCACGUCAUUCAUACCCAACACAAAUACGUGUUUUGAGUUCGGACUCUCGGCCGUUCUGGGAGUGGCGUUCGGAGGCUUUCUGAUCGGAGUUCUUCUGACCGGCGCUCUGUGGUUCAUUAAAAUCCGCACAGGGCCCGCUGGAGCUCUGGACAUGAGAUCCACGGCAGCCGAGCUGUCAGUUUUUUCUCUGUCCGGAUGCCCGUGCGGUCUGAGCAAACGUCAGCCGGUCUCCACCCGCACGUCCCCGUCCGAAAACAGCAGCGCUAACGCAAGCAUCGGCAGCACUCAAAGCACACCCACCAGCAGCAUGGCAUAACGCCCGACGACGAAGGGGUUAAAACGAGAGCAUGAAUCAGUCCCGAAAUGUUCCUUUACCUCACAGUCACCGGCUACAGGAAAUCAUCAGACUCCAAGAAGAAAAAGGACCUUGGAUACGGACCACAGGAAAAACAAAGCACAACCUCUUAGGAACUAACAGGAAAUUCAUCACAUUCCUCUGCCUGCGUCUCUGUCGUGGAGGCAAAAGAAGAGAAAGACAAACGGCGGCUGGUCUCCGUGACGCUCAAACUCGACUCCAAGGAACCUUUCACGGUCUGAUUCACAGACAUUCACAAAGACCAAACAAUAUCCAGAAAUGAAUCUAAACAUUUGCCAUGGUCUGCAGUAGUUCUUACUGUAGAUGCUGUCUCAAUUGUUUGGGACGUUUUGGGAAAUGGCUACCUCUGAGUGUUUCAUUUGGGUUCAACAGUGGCAACAUCAGUGUUAGUUUUACAGACAUAAACCCCCUCCCUUAUCUUUAACUGUGAGUUAUAUCACUUUAAUCUUUUAUUCAUCAACUUGAGAAAUUUGUAAAAUCGCACAGACAAAAUGAAAUUGUAUAAAUGUAUAAAUAUUCAUUUCUAUUUUACUCGGCUCUUACUUAAUAUUCAUAAUGAACCUCAUAGUUUUUACUGAUUUACAUCUGAUGUAGCUUCUUUUCAAACUAUACAGGACAUUCAUGUGAAUUUAUUCAUCUCUUGAUGAUUUUGAUUUUCUGUGUUUGUGUUUGAUAAUGUUGUUAAAUUAUGAGUUCCCUCAAAAAUGAUCAUAAAAUGAGUCAUAUCACUACAUCUAUCAAGUCUUCUCAAGUCGCUUUGGUUUUAUUUUUGAGUGAACUAUCGUUUAACGGCAGAUGUGUGUAAAAUGCCACUUGAGCAUUUGUGCAAUAUCUGUGCUAUGUUUAUAUAAUUAUGUCUGUAUAAUUAUGUUUUAUAUUGUUAUUUUUAUAUUAACAUCUGUAUGUCUGUGUUCCCAUAGGGCAAAAAAACCCAUAAAAACAUAUUUUGAAAUAUAGAAAAAAAUGGAGAAAAAUAUAUUUACUGAACAUAUGUUUAUAAAAAUCUAUUUUCACAAAUAUAUUUUUUGGCCAUUUUUGUAUAUUUUAAAAAUUAGUUAUACCACGGGACUGUUCAAUGCUUUAUUCUGAUUGGUUGAGAAAGGUAUGCAUUAUUUUUUGAUAAAUUCACACCUGACCUGCCAAAUGUCAUAAAAUAACCACCAGAGCAAUGUCUGUGGUAUAAGAGGAAUAAUUGAAUUAUUCGAAAAUAUUGCACAGCCGCGGUGUAUCGUGCAUCGUGCUGCAUUAUCACUUUGGUGUGCAUUAUUUUCUGAAUAAUUAAAUGGCCUGUUGUCGAUUAUCGUAUAUAUUUUAAAGCAUUUAUAUUCGUGUCGCAUUGAAAGAAAAACUUUGUUUAUGUUACAAACUAGUAAACAUAACAUGUUUGAAAAGGUUAAAAUUGUACUUUAUAAAAUUUAGUAUUUUAUAUAAACUAUAUCUAAAAUAUAUUUUUUGCUAUAUGGGUUGUAAAAUUAGAAGUAUAUUUGUUUGCCCCUGAAAUCCAUGAUGAAAUAUAUGUUUAUAUAUAUGAAGGUUAAAACUAUAUGUUCAAAUUCAAAUAUAUAUAUAAUUAAGCUUUACUUUCUACAAAAUGUAUUUAGCAUAUAUUUAAAACAUAUAUUUUUCCCAGAGAAAUGUCUUUUUUGCCGUAUGGGUUGUGCAGAGCGUUUUCUUUUGAAUGUAUCUUCAUCAUCUGAGGUCAUAUUUCUCCUCUGACUUUAAAUUCAUUCAUGACAUUAAUGUCCAUUACGAGUUUAUUUAUUGGUUUUUGCAGUGAUGUUCUGGGAAUGUCCUGUUCUGAGAACCGUUGAUCUCUCAGCUGAAGUUCUGCUCGGCUUCAGUCGGUUCUCUCGCUGAUGUUCGGUGUGCUGGAAAAAUCAGCUUGGAUUCAAUUUGGACUUGGAUUGAAAAAAAUGCUUCAAUUUAGUAUUACAAAACAAUAGAAAUAUGCAUAAUUACAAGAUAUUUUAAUUGCUUUUCUAUCACAGAACACUUUUGUGUUCACAUGAAUUCUGUUAAACAUAUUUCCAAAUUAAAAAUCUUGCUUGUUAA
This is a messenger RNA of Paramisgurnus dabryanus, 4025 nucleotides long. RefSeq names its product endoglin (gene eng). The record is from RefSeq and is a predicted model, not a curated record. NCBI's taxonomy places the organism in Eukaryota, Metazoa, Chordata, Actinopteri, Cypriniformes, Cobitidae.